AUGGUGACCUGCCCCGGGGUUCCAACCGGUUCAAAACAAUCAACUUAUCUCUGCCGAAAUGCACUGUAUAGAAAUCCGUCUGCUACACUGAUCAAUAAUCCCGAAACGUCCAAUGCAUUGAGAAAUGUGGAUGAAACAGUCUCACGGCGUCACGGUCAAUUGGACCUGUUCGGUUCGGAUACCGGUCCGAACAGCUGCAUCGGUAUGAUUGUGGGCAAAUUGGACUAUUGGAUUCGAUUGACUGUUCCAAUGCCUCAGGCACUGAGGAUCUAUCGUGAACGUUUCCGCAGUUUGCCUCGAAUGCCAGCUGUCACCGGACAAGCGCGCCUCCAGCCGCCCCAACAAUCCGGUCCAGAUGGUGAAGCUCGUGGAGAUGGAGCAAUCGCACCGGACGGAGAUCCAGGGAACAAUCAGCUUUGUGUGUACAUCACGUCUGCCUCGGAUUUGCGUGCUCGUCGUCCCGACUGUUUGCCAUCACCGUAUUUUGUUUAUCAAUUCUACGAUCAGCCGGAACAGGUCUCCGUAGUGAUGGAGGCAUGUUCAAAUGCCAAAUUCGAUCACUUACAGUCGUAUCCGGUUGUAAUGGAUGAAAAAUUGGACCAAUAUCUUCGAACACAUCAGUUAACAGUGUUUUUGAUGGACAACGCUGAUCCCGAGGAGGCUGCCAGUUGUCUGGGAGCAGCACAAAUUCCACUUCUCGGCCUAGUCACUCGCGGUCCACAAGGCCGAAUUGAGGGCACAUUUGCUGUACAGCCUCUGACCAGUGUGGAAGCAAAAUCUCCCCCAAACGAUUCCAGUCGUUUGAAUUGGAAUUCACCAGCAACCGCGGUUCCGACAGAUGCUAACGGACAGAUUCACAUCAAAUUGUAUUGGCAACGACCGUAUACAUUCGGCCGCUCAACGGCCGACCCGAUCCAAACAAGUCAGUCCGGAAAUUCAGUGGAAAAAAAUGAACCGGAGAUUCUUACGGCCAGUACAGUUCAGUCGGUUCAGUCUGCACCCAAAUCUGCUGGUCUGCGUGGGACACAUGCAUUGAAAUCACAGGCAAAAACUGAUGCACAUGUGGUCAAGGAACAGAAUGAAACGGCUGUUUCCGAGUUGACAGACAAAAAGCAUUUGACAAAGAAGGACACAAUCGAACCGAGUCACCCAAGCGGAUCAGAUCAGAGCAAGGAACAUAAAACGCUGAAAAGUGAGAGAAAAAAAAGUCCAUUAAAAUCGGAGAUCAAGUCCGAUGACGAGGCGGCAUCCGAAGCGGGCUUACCCGAUCGAUCAAACAUUGCCGAACGGCGGAACACCAAUGCCAGUUCGAUCCGUCUAACCCGAAAGGCACCGACAGUAUCCGUGCUUCCGGAACGACUCAUGUCCUCACCCGAUCAAACAAGCACUGAAGGUAUCGUUUGUGCACCUAACGCGGAUCUCGGCUAUUUCUUUCGAACAUUGCACUCUAUAGAUCGAUUUUAUGCCGUUGUCUUCACGUUUUAUGUCACUUCGACUAUGGGCACCAGAUCUAACGAUUCCAAUUUUCCAAAACCACUGCCACGACAAAAACUGAGCAAAACGCAUUCGCCCAGAUCUGUGACGAGGAUACAGUCCUUGACCGGGAAGAAAAACGUAGCUGAAAGUAAACUGGUCUCGUCGACUGAAUCCCCACGACAAACACCGACUGCGAAGAUCGAUGAUGGUCACGUGCAGAUUCGUCUCAAUCGCAUUCAGCUAACUCGAAAACCGGCCAGUUGGAAAGACUGGGGUAAAACACAUCGUGUAUUCGUGGAGUAUCGAUUUUUGGGCUAUGCGGAACCGUUCGAAACGGGGUCGUAUGCACUGAGUGCAAAAGAAACUGGUGGAAAACCGGUUUAUGAGGCAGAAUUGAAUUAUGCCAAAAGUAAGUAA
Messenger RNA from Echinostoma caproni, 1893 nucleotides. NCBI's taxonomy places the organism in Eukaryota, Metazoa, Platyhelminthes, Trematoda, Plagiorchiida, Echinostomatidae. The record is from the annotation of a GenBank genome assembly.